AUGCCAGAUGGCAAUCAGGAAUUACUUCCCUGUGAAGUCUGCGGAAGAUGCUUUGCAGCAGAUGUUCUGGAAAGGCAUGGACCAAUAUGUAGAAAACUCUUCAACAAGAAGCAUAAACCUUUCAAUUCCUUGAAACAAAGAUUACAGGGCACCGACAUUCCGAUUUUGAGGAAGCCUCCUCAAUCCAAGCCCCAACCUGUGAAGAAAUCAAACUGGAGACAACAACAUGAAGACUUCAUUAAUGCGAUUCGAUCAGCAAAGCAGUGCACACUAGCCAUUAAAGAAGGCCGGCCUCUCCCACCUCCGCCUCCUCCUUCCAUCAACCCAGAUUAUAUUCAAUGCCCAUAUUGUAUGAGGAGGUUUAAUGAAACUGCAGCCAACCGUCACAUUAAUUUCUGCAAGGAUCAGUCUUCUCGCCGAGUCUUUGAUCCAGCCCAAACAGCAGCCAAGCUGGCAUCCAGAAUGCAGGGUAAGGCUCAGAUGGGCGCCAAGAAAGAACCAACUGUAACUAGUGCCGUGGGUGCUCUGCUACAGAACAGGGCCCUGGAGGCCUCAAGUGCGGCUUCAGCCAGGCCAGGAUUAGCAGUGGACCCUGCUUCUGGAGCAAAACUCAGACAAGGAUUUACCAAAGCUAAGAAAGAUUAACUGCUGGAGGCCAGACUGUCUCCCUGAAACCCAGCAGCCUGACGGCUGUGUACCCAGGAAUGCCAGCGAAGGGGAAGGAAAGGGGGACGUCUGCUUACACACCCAAGAUUCCUUGUGAGACAUCAUGUAGAACAAGUGAAAACAAGCUUCAAAUUUUAUUCACUCCUUUCAAAAUUUUCAAAACAAAUCAUUCAACAAUGCACCGACCUGUAUGAUAAUGCUUGUUUUAAAGAUUCACUUGAAAAAAUUUUUAAUUGGAUUAUUUAUUAAGUUUUUAAGGAGAAUGUUGCUUGAUAGUAAGAACCUCUUACUGAAACAGUCUUUGGAGUAUUAGUGUAUUUACUUACUGGGAAAAUGUUUUACCUAGCUUCAGUCUACAAAGCUGUGAAAUCCCAGCUUUGAGAAGGGCUUCAACAUUGAUUAACAACUACUUCUAUUUUAAACGUCCAUUUGUAUACAUUUGGAAUUGUUCACAUAACACCAAUGCAACCAAUGCAGAGUUUUUGGGACAACACUGCAGUGGAGGUAAUAGGUUACAAUCAUCAUCUUCCCACCCUGUGCUAAGGAAGCUCGAAGUGACCUCAGGCCAUUUAUUUAUCAUGGCCAAAUCCUAAGAAGAGUCUACUGUUCAUUUCCCCACUGGUUUUUAUAGUUCUGUUGGGAGGUGGUAUCUCAACGAUUCCUUCUCUUUGCCAUCCUAAGGGUUAAUAAACUUUUUUUAGAGUCAUUUAUAUUUAAUGCAUGCUUUUUAAUCUUUUUUUCUUAAACUCAGGGAACUUAAAUUGGGAAUUAAGCCAUUUUCCCUGUCUGAAUUUUCGUAGGGCUACCCCAAGCUACUCCCACCUGUAGUGUAGCAAAUACAAUCUAUCUGGAACUCUUAGGAUCUGUGUUUUUGGGCUUUUAUGCUCAGGUAAAUCAGGUAUGUUCUGAAACUGACUGCAGACUACUACGCCAUGUAACAGUAUUUGUGGAAGCUUCCAAAAAUGGAUCUUGAGAGGUUUUAGCUUGAGUUAAGCCACUGUUGUCCUUGUGCUCUGGCACAUUGCCUUUCCUUGGGGAGGUAAGAAGGGCUAUGGGAACCGACUCAGACACCUCAGAGCAGUGGAUUCCUAGUGCUGACAUAACCUACAUCCCUUUUUGUCUCAUUUCCUGCCCCCAGUUAAACUGUAGUUUAAGGCUCGACCAUGGUAGUUCCACAUAACAGUCAAGCAAGCCCAGAGGAGCUUGUCUGCAAUGCCUGUCAUUCUUUAUGAUUGUCUGUCAGCAUCACUGUUAAGGACUGUGAGCCAGCCCUUAAUGUUUCUCACAUUUGGCUCAUAGGCUUCUUCAAUGGGCAAAGGAACCGAGGGCUUCCCUUUACCACACCCACCCUAUUUAGAGGUUAAAAAAAAAAAUACAGGCUUGUCAGAGUCAGGAGGCCACUAAUCCCAGAAAUUAGGCCAGAAAUCCCACUAAUAGGUAAAUUUCUGAUUUGCACUGGAAGUUAGAUGAUAAGCACUAUGGUGCCAGUGGAUCAUGGUAGCCCAGGGUAGACUAAACUUCAGUAGCUGGUAUUCUGACCUCUGCAUCAGAAAUAAAUUAUGUGACACUGUAGGAUUCAGAAACUAUGCAGUAAUUUUUAGAAGUAAGUUCUUAGUGCUGUGAAUUUAAAUGAAGCAUAUAAGCUUCCACCUUAAAUCAUAAUUUUACUCAAAAAAGGUAGUUUCUAAUAGAUGCUGCAGAAGUCAGAACAGUAGUUUCUGGAGGGGUGUGGGGGAGUAAUGACCAGGAGG
Messenger RNA from Manis pentadactyla (Chinese pangolin), 2417 nucleotides. It is a transcript of the gene ZC2HC1B, whose product is annotated as zinc finger C2HC-type containing 1B. NCBI's taxonomy places the organism in Eukaryota, Metazoa, Chordata, Mammalia, Pholidota, Manidae. The coding region runs from base 1 to 645 and encodes 214 amino acids. The transcript has 8 exons. The record is from RefSeq and is a predicted model, not a curated record.